AUGUCGCCAAAGCGACCAACGUCGCUGUACGGCUCCGGUCAGAGUUGCGCGCUGAAAUCCUACAGAUCUCUAAACUCGCUCAAUAAAAUCAACCGGUCAGAAAUGUGCCGGUUAGAGGAUUUCCACAAGCUCACGAAGGAGCAAGGUCACCACUCAUCACGUACCUAUCACAAGACGCGAGCACAUUGCGAGAUCCACAAUGAAGAAAGCUCUGGAAACGCUGGCAGAACGGGCGGGGGCUUUCGAUCGUGGUUCAGCACAGAGGGAGAGUCUUUGGAGGACAGUACGGUUACGGUGUUUGCGCCGAGGCCGUUUGCGGGAGGAGAAGCGGAAGGUUUCCAUUUCUGCCCGCCGCAGGGACUUCGACGGGUGUCGUCAAUUCUGGACGUUGACAUCCUACCGCGAGAGUUGCGACGGGUUCGUCUGUGCAAAUUCUACAACAAUAAACCGCUCGGCUUUUACAUCAGAGAUGGCUAUUCGGAACGUCUCACACCGUGGGGAUUCACGAUGGCUCCCGGCAUCUUCAUCUCACGUCUCCUACCGAACGGUCUCGCAGCGUCCACCAACCUGCUCAGUGUGAACGACGAGAUCGUCGAAGUCAAUGGCAUUGAGGUAUCAGAGAAGACACUGGAUCAAGUGACGGACAUCAUGAUAGCGAACUCGGCCAAUCUCAUACUAACUGUGAGACCAGCAGCGCCCAGUCCAUAUCAUAACCUGCCCUACCUACUGCCUCCCCCUUGUGCGCUGUCUCCGGUACCUCCCGCUUACUACAGUCCCUAUGGCCGUAGGCCGCAUCACGAUUACCGCGACUACGGGAUACCGCCCGGGAUCCCUCCAAGUUACUGCAGCCCGCAGAUGACGCAGUCAUUAUGGGUUCCAAGCAACCUCACCUGUUAUGGAAUGGAGAACCAACCGGACGUAAGAACGCCGAUCUCUCAGCCUUUCCACGGCUCCUCUUUUUCUCGCGACAGCACUUGGCGGAUCAGCGACAAACUCGCGAAGAUGUCGUUGCGCUCCCGCGAUUCGCCAAAGCACUCCGACCGCAAGAAGCGACCACUCACGGUCCACUGCUCCGUCCAAAACGUUAUUCCAACACCGCCAUACCCAUUUUACGGUUAU
Ostertagia ostertagi is the source of this 1119-nucleotide messenger RNA. The record is from the annotation of a GenBank genome assembly. Lineage: Eukaryota; Metazoa; Nematoda; Chromadorea; Rhabditida; Trichostrongylidae.